Messenger RNA from Trichomonas vaginalis G3, 633 nucleotides. RefSeq lists its product as uncharacterized. The transcript has a single exon. The record is from RefSeq and is a predicted model, not a curated record. The coding region runs from base 1 to 633 and encodes 210 amino acids. NCBI's taxonomy places the organism in Eukaryota, Parabasalia, Trichomonadida, Trichomonadidae.
AUGGGUUUUACACCCAAAAACAAAAGCGAUAAUAAGAAGAAGACGCGAGUUCUUUGUUAUUACUAUAUCAAAAAAGAUAAUGUAGAAUAUCGUGGCAUUUUCACAACUAAAGAAAAAAACGAUUUUAUGAAUGAAUCAAAGCUUAUAAGAAAUCAAAAUAUGCAAGCACAAACAGUACCACAAAAUAUACCAACACAAACAGUACCACAAAAUAUACCAACACAAACAGAAACACAAAAUAUUCCAACACAAACAGAACUAGCAACAACGGAAAUAGAAGAAGCACCUAUUCAGACUAACUCAGGAGAACUAGUUCUAACAACUAGGCCUCAAGAAGUAGAAAGUUCUCCACAAACUCAAUUUGAUGAUUUCCGACAAAACCAACAUAUUGAACAACAAAAUCAUUUUCAAUACUCACCUGACCAAUUAGUGGAUCGCUUUGCAGAUAUUUCGAAUCAGAGUAAGCUAUCCAAUGAUAUUCCUUGUUUGAAAGGCAUAAUGGACUACCAUCUGAAUCUGUUUCUUUCAAAAUUAAAUGUUAAUUCAGUUCUAGAACUUAUACAAAAUAAGGAUUCAACCCGAAUUGGGAUACUGAUUCAAUAUCUGCCUAAUUUCGGCAAUCAAGAUUUUUGA